UACUGUGGUAAGCUGCCCUCUCUCUAUAUAUACUUUUAAUGAGGACAAAAUUGUCCAAUUUUGGGGUGCUGGAAGGAGGUCCGUUUAAAAAUUGCAAUCCAAUUACGGGCUCUGCAGUCAUUACCCGAAUUUGUUGAGAACUCGAACCUCCCCUGCUGCUGCUGCUCCUGCCCGUUAACUUACGCCACUGCACUGGCCGGUCAUAUCCGCGGCCGGCGGCCUUAUUUCACUGGUAGAGUGGAAAACCUCAGCUAACAAGGACAAGCGCUCUCAACAACAUAAAAAACCAUCUUCUUCAAUUGAUUCUCUAAUGUCAAUCUGGGUGCUGGUUCAUAUAUUCAAAAACCCUUGUUUUAUAUUCGGGCCUCGAACCAGAUUUACCUUCCGCCUUGACCCCAGACUCCAUACCAAUGGCUUUGAGGACUCGUUUGCUAUUAAGAGGCUCGUGUCCUUCAAGACUGCAGUGCCCUUCCAUCGGAUUCAGGCAUGGAAACCCGAAGCUGAUACAGUUAUGCCUGUCAAUGUUAAUUAUGGUGGCAAACAGGUCAUAAGUGUUACUCCGCAGCUCUAUAGUUAUGCUCUCGCUAAUGUCAGAGAACCAGAGAUUCUGCGUGAACUUAGAGAGGAGACUGCCACAAUGCGGGGCAGUCAAAUGCAAGUAUCCCCCGACCAAGCACAACUACUCGCAAUGCUUGUCCAGGUCCAAGGAGCAAAAAGGUGCAUUGAAGUUGGCAUCUUUACCGGAUACUCUUCCUUGGCCGUUGCUUUAGUUCUUCCAGAGCAUGGACAUCUAGUUGCUUGUGAGAGAGAUGAAAAAUCAAUAGAGGUUGCAAAGAGAUAUUAUGUUCGUGCGGGUGUAUCUAGCAAGGUGGACGUGAGACAUGAUAUAGCAGCCAAUACUCUACGGUCUAUGAUUCAGAAUGGUGAAGGCUGCAGUUACGACUUCGCUUUUAUUGAUGCUGAUAAGAAAAUGUAUCAAGAAUACUUCGAAUUGCUACUAAAGUUGGUAAAGGUCGGAGGGGUCAUAGUAGUGGACAAUGUGCUUUGGCAUGGGAGAGUUGCUGACCCGUUGGCAAAUGAUUCUAAAACAGUAAGCAUACGAAGUUUCAACCAGACCUUGUUUGAGGAUAACCGUGUAGAUAUCAGUAUGGUGCCAAUAGGCGAUGGUAUGACAAUCUGCAGGAAAAGACAAUUAUUCUCCCCUUAAACAUGAGAGGAAGUUAUCAAUAAGGUUUACAGGUUAUUGAUAACGAGAAAACUACUCGUCUGGAUUUAUUAAUAAGCUCAAGCUUAUUAGAUAUGUUUCCUCAACGAAAUUAAGCUUAUUUGAAAAUAUACUAUUAUAUCUUUACUAUGAAAAGCAAAACAAACAUUUGAAGCAUAUAGCUAACUAGCCUAUAAGUUAUUCUAUGUUGUGCCGUCCAAAUGGUUGAAUCUUCAAUCCAAGGCCCCCAUGCUCCGACCCGACAAGGC
Messenger RNA from Cuscuta europaea, 1473 nucleotides. The record is from the annotation of a GenBank genome assembly. Lineage: Eukaryota; Viridiplantae; Streptophyta; Magnoliopsida; Solanales; Convolvulaceae.